AUGAAUUCGCCAAUCACUCCUUACAAAAUCUCGAUCCCUGAUUCGCAAAUUUCAACUCUACACAAGAAACUCUCAGUCUCCUCCUUCCCAGAAGAAGUCGAUUUCUCAGAUGAUUGGGCGUAUGGAUCCACCCUCAAAGACGUCAAACGCCUGGCGAAAUAUUGGGGAAAUGGAUUCGAUUGGCGUGCCCAAGAAGCAAAAAUAAACGAGCAAUUUCCACAGUUUACGACGAAGAUCGAGGUUGAAGGAUUUGGAGAGAUUGAUAUGCAUUUGGUGCAUCAAAAAGGAAAGAAGGGUAGUGUGCCGUUGUUGUUUGUUCAUGGCUGGCCGGGAAGCUUUCUGGAGGUGGGGAAAAUGUUGAAAUUGCUGACGGAAGGAAAGAAUGGAGUCUCUUUUCAUGUUGUUGCGCCUUCGCUUCCUAAUUUUGGGUUCUCGGGGGGUGUGAAGGGGAAGGGGUUUGAUCUUAGCAAGUAUGCUGAAGCGGUUCAUAAGGUUAUGAUGAAGCUCGGAUAUGAGAGAUAUGUAACUCAAGGAGGUGACUGGGGAUCGGAAAUCACUCGAGCCAUCGGCCUCCAAUACCCCAAACACUGUCUCGCCUCCAACAUAAACCUCAUAGAAAUCUCACUCGACACUCUCUCCUCCUUCGUCUCAAAGAUUAAAACCCCUCUCACAGACCAAGAAAAAGCAGGCGUAGAACGCACCCACUGGUUCAACAAAGAAGGCUCCGGCUACAACAUCCUCCAAGGCACCAAACCGCACACCCUCUCCUUCGCCCUUCGCGAUCCCCUCUCCCUCCUCUCCUGGAUCUUCGAAAAACUCCACGACUGGACAGAUUCCUAUCCCUGGACCGACGACGAAAUCCUGACCUGGGUUUCCAUCUACCAGUUCUCGCGCGCCGGACCGGAGUCUAGCGUGCGUAUUUACUACGAGGCUACGCAUAUGGAUCAGAAUUUAAAGGCAAAGUAUUGGCAGUUUAUUGAGGGUCCGAAGUUGGGGUUGAGUUAUUUCCCAAGGGAUAUCAAUUUGCCGCCGAGUGAGUAUGGGAGGACGCUUGGAGAGGUGGUUUUUGAGAGGAGACAUGAGAGUGGUGGGCAUUUUGCGGCGUGGGAACGGCCGGAGGAGUUGGCGGGGGAUUUGUUUGAGAUGUUUGGGGAGGGGGGAGGGGCGGGGGAGGUUGGGAGGGGGAUUGUGCAGUAG
Molecule: messenger RNA, 1197 nt
Organism: Glarea lozoyensis ATCC 20868
Lineage: Eukaryota; Fungi; Ascomycota; Leotiomycetes; Helotiales; Helotiaceae
Product: alpha/beta-Hydrolase
Exons: 3
Coding region: 1-1197 (398 amino acids)
Biological process (GO): epoxide metabolic process
Molecular function (GO): epoxide hydrolase activity
Source: RefSeq, a predicted model, not a curated record